Molecule: messenger RNA, 1072 nt
Organism: Podarcis muralis (Common wall lizard)
Lineage: Eukaryota; Metazoa; Chordata; Lepidosauria; Squamata; Lacertidae
Source: RefSeq, a predicted model, not a curated record
AGUACAACUUCCUGGAGGAUCUUGACGAGCCAGACACGGAGGACUUCAGGAACGACCGUGCCGUGAGGAUCACGAAGAAAGAAGUUAAUGAGCUGAUGGAGGAGCUGUUUGAGACGUUUCAGGAUGAGAUGGGCUUCUCCAAUGUAGAGGAUGAAGGGCCAGAGGACGAGGAUAGUGCUGCAGAAGGCCGGCCAAAUUUUAACACUCCGCAGGUGCUCAGGUUUGAGGAGCCCCUGGCCAACUUGCUGAACGAGCAGCACCGGACGGUCAAGGAGCAGCUGGAGCAGCUGCGCAUGAAGAAGUCGGCCGCCAAGCUGCCCCAGGAAGCGGAGAGGCUGAAGCUCCGCGAGAAGCCGGUCCAAACCCUGGUGCUGGACGCCGGGCAGAAGAAGAGGCUGCAGCAGCAGAUGCAACAGCACGUGCAGCUCUUGACCCAAGCCUACCUUCUCAGCAGCUGCAACCCCAGCCUGAGCUGCGAGGCCAGCACCACACGGCUCUGUCUUACCGAGCUGGGAACUUUCGCUCAGAGCUCCGAUCUCCGCCAGCCUUGGGGCCCUCAAUUCCAGACCACGUUCAGCGCGUGCAACUAAGGAUGCCUGCAGCUCAUCAAGGACUUCGACUCGCACGUUAAGAUCGAAUGGGAGCCCCCCGCAAAGCGGUAAGAAGACGUCGCGACUUUGUUUUGCCUGCCGAAGCAGGUUGCGUGGAUUUUGGCCACACGGAGGGUCUUCAUGUACCCAGUGCUGCCCACCUGCUCCUUAAAGGCCAAGUUGCCCCGGGACAAGAUUAUCUUCACGAAAGGGGAAGACAAUUUGUUAGCCUUGGGACUGAAGCAUUUCGGAGGGACAGAGUUCGCCAAACCCUCUGAUCGACAGGUACCUCUGGUGACCAAGACAGCCCGCCAGCUGACAGUGCGGAUCAAGAACCUCAAUAUGAACCGGGUCCCCGACAACAUCCUAAAACACUAUAAGACAACGAAGCAAUUGCCUAGCCUGCCGACUUGUGACGAGGAUCCGCCUGGGAAUGGAACCCCCGUGGAACAAGAGGAGCAUCGUUUGCCCUUCUGGUUGAG